AUGCGGCGAGCAUGGUCUCUGGCGUCAGGGUCGGUGCAAGCGAGGCUGGGCUCCAGCUCCCCGCAGGCGCUCUUCGAUCGGAUGAACCAGCUGGCCGAGGAAGGCGACGUCCUCGCUGCCGAGCGCUGCUUCGGCGCCCUUCGUGCCGCGCUGCCGAAGGAGACGAUCCGCAAGCUGUACCAUACCAAUCUCAAGGCUUGUGCCAAUGCUGGCGCCUUCCGGAAAGCUCUGGUCGUCUUCGCUCGCAUGCGCGAAGACGGGGUGCGUCCGUCUCCUCGCAGCUUCGGCAAGCUGCUGAACGCCGCCGCUCGCAGCAGCGAAGCCAACUGGGCUUUGCUGCUGCUCAAAGCGCAAGAGCAGGUUACCGGCAGCGACCUCCCUUCCUUGGGAGCUUUGUUGGAUGCCUUCGCAAGGGGCGGGCAGAGCGAGGCGGCAGCUGCGCUUCUGGAGGCGACAGCGAUCGCUCCAGAUCGUCAGGCCUACAGCAUCGUGAUCAAGGCCUUUGCACAGGACGGGCGACCCGGCGAGGCUGCCGCAUGGCUUCAACUGCUCUCUGAUCCUGACAUUGAAGCGUUCAACACGGUGAUGCACGGAUAUGCUCGCCUCGGGCAGGUGGAGGAAGCGGAGGUCUGGAUGGCCCGCGCAAUUGCCCUGCACCUCGAGCCGAAUUUGGUGAGCUACACCACCUUAGUGGACGCUUGCGCCAAGUCCGGGCAGCCCGGCCGCGCUCUGCACUUCCUCAGACAGGCGGGCCAGAAAGGGCUGGCCAUGGAAGCGAGGCCCUACCAAGCAGCCAUCGACGCCUGCGCCAAGCUGGGCUACGUGGCAGAUGCGGAAAAGCUCUUCCAGGAGAUGCAGGCGUUGCAGCUGGAUCCCGGCCUUGAGUCUUUCACUGGGCUGGUGCGUGCGGCCUCUCGUGCCGGGCAGCCUGCUGAGGUUGCUGAGUCAUGGCUUCGUCGCGCGGAAGCUGUCCUCAAGGCGGAUGUGGUACUUCUGAACUCUGUUAUCACGGCCUGGGCAAGAGCUAGAGACGCGGAGCGAUGCCUCUUCUGGUUGGAUGGAAUGAAGUCCCGGAAGUUGGCUCCCACAGCUGCCUCCUUCACGAGUGCGCUAGCAGCAUGUGGAAGCGGUGCCAAAGACCAGCAGAGGAGGACCGCAGAUGAGAUUUGGAGGCGGCUGCUCCAGCACCCCGUGGACUUGGACCCUCGCCUCUGCGCUGCUGUGGAGAGGGCUGCAUGGGAAGAGGUGUCUGGUAUGAGAUUCACACAAGGCGUUGUUCACAGUUUCGGCAAAAACGAAGUCAGGCGCCAUCGCGCAAAUGCUGACCCAUCACAGGAAGUGCCCAGCCGCCUCAUGUGUUCGGGCCGUCUCUUCGUGCGAGCUCAGGUCGCGAUCCGGGCUGCACCGGCGGCCAACGCUGAGGUCUUGGACACAAUCCGCCCUGGGGAUCUGGUACGUGUAGCCGAGAUCGAAGCUGGGCACUGGGCCCGCCUGGACGACGACGAGGUCUGGGCUCGCUGGACAAUGAACUGGCCGCGCUGGCCCAAAGGUGUGACGGAGGACGGUGAGGAUAUCGGGGCUGGUGCUGCCAGCAAGGCGGCUGUUCCAUCGGCGGCCUACAUCCUCAUUGAUGGCACACAGGUUGGCCUGAAGACGCAGCUGAUAGAGCGGCUUCCUGAUGACGAGGCGGAGAAGGCGCAGUGGCCUUUCGGCAAGGCUCUCGAGCACCACUGUGCCGAGGUGAACGCGGCCUAUCAGCGCCAGGUUCCGGAGGCAGCCAAGGCCUUGAGGCAGAGGUUUGUGGAUGCUGCGCUCAAAUAUGUCGGCAUUCCUUAUCACCGAAGCUACCACGAUCCUGCCAGUGGGAAGUGCAAGCCCGGCAGCAAGCUGAAGGAUGCGCCCCUCUUUUUGGACAACAUCCAACUUGUGCAGAAGGUGGUCGAGGACCUCAAGCAGGAGUUUGGCUUCUUGCUGAUUUCGAACUGCAAGCCUGUGCACUGCCGCGCCACGCUGCCCAUCUCUUUUGAGGAUCCAGCCGACUGCGAACCCGGAGACCUUAUCUUUCAUGAGGAGCUCGACGUAGAGGGGGCACCGUCCGGGCGGAUCUCACAUGUGGAGAUCUUCAUCGGCGGCUCCACUGGCCGUGAAUCUCUGGGCUCCAUGCCCUGGAACGCACACCCACGAACGCAGGAGAAGGACGGCGUACAGAUCUUCGAGGACUACAGGAUUGCCAAAGAGACGGGAAAGGCGGACUACCGUCUCCACUGCCAUUCCAUCCGCACCUGGCUGCUGUCAGAGGAGCGAAUCCCGUCCAUCACGUUUCGUCUUAUGAACAGGCUCACCUCCCUUCCGAACCUUGUUUCCUUGCGCCCGCAGCCGAUUCUGCCCAAAUCGGAAGACGCAGCCGACGCCGCGUUCGUGCAGCAGAGAGUGCUUGGUUCCUGCUCCUCGGUGCCAGACCUCCCAGACCAUCCCAGACCCAAGCUCUUUAAGAGCUAG
Symbiodinium sp. CCMP2456 is the source of this 2499-nucleotide messenger RNA. Lineage: Eukaryota; Dinophyceae; Suessiales; Symbiodiniaceae. The record is from the annotation of a GenBank genome assembly.